[Torrubiella] hemipterigena is the source of this 1445-nucleotide messenger RNA. Lineage: Eukaryota; Fungi; Ascomycota; Sordariomycetes; Hypocreales; Clavicipitaceae. The record is from the annotation of a GenBank genome assembly.
UCACAGCUCCGAACUACCCGCCAACCCAUCCACGCACCAAUUGUGCUAUCAAUGUCUGUGACUAGAAAAUUUAUUCGUCCCUUUAUUCUCCGAAACUCCUUGAAUCGUCUUCUCGCUUCGGCAACCCGCAAGAUGCAUAUCCAAUCCAUCCCCAUGUGGGUUGGUACCAGCAACAACUAUGCCUACCUGGUUGUUGACGACAAGUCCAAGGAGGCCGUUAUCAUCGACCCCGCCAACCCACCAGAAGUUGCUCCCAUUAUCAGAGAAGCUGUAGAGUCUGGCAAAAUCAACUUUACCAGCAUUGUCAACACACAUUAUCAUUGGGACCAUGCUGGCGGCAACAAGAAGCUUCUGGCUGAGCUGGGAGACCCAAAGGUAGAAAUCAUCGGCGGCAAGGAUUGCGAGGGCGUCACAAAGACACCUGGUCACACAGAGACUUUCAAGAUUGGCGACAUCAACGUCCGUGCCGUGCACACGCCUUGCCAUACACAGGACAGCAUUUGCUACUACAUGGAGGAUAGCACUGGCAAAGCCGUAUUUACCGGCGACACACUCUUCAUUAGCGGUUGCGGCCGUUUCUUCGAAGGCACCGCCGAGCAGAUGCACGAGGCUCUGAACAAGCGCCUGGCCUCUCUUCCGGAUGAUACCGUUGUCUACCCUGGCCACGAGUAUACCAAGGCGAAUGUCAAGUUUACCAUUUCCGUCUCGCAGUCCGAGCCCAUCCAGAAGCUGCAGGCCUUUGCCGACGCCAAUGAGGUGACGACUGGCAAGUUUACCAUUGGCGAUGAAAAGCAACACAAUGUCUUUAUGCGUGUAGACGACCCCAUCGUGCAAAAGGCCACUGGCGAGACAGAUCCCGUCAGCGUCAUGGCCAAGCUGCGCGAGAUGAAGAACAACUUCAAGUGAGCGCUCCAGCCGCGAGGCAAACAGACGUACGUUCCUAGUUAACGGGGCGCAGGGAACCCGUCUCCAAGAUGUAGAUUAUUGUAUGCCACGGGGAGUUACUGGAGUUGCGGCAUUCAUGAAAAGUAGAAUGAAUAUAAAAUAAAAUAUUGUGCUUACAACUCAUCCAUCAUAUUCACAUUUGAUACACGUCGAAAAGAAAAGGGUAUGUCUCCGUGAGCCGCUAGACACCUCGUGCGAGGCACCGUUUGCGACAGCCCGGAAGAGAAGACGAGUUUGAAGGAACUGUCUUUUCCGUUUUUCACUUUUGCUUCACUGUCCACACUUGCUCGCCCUGGGGUUGUAAUUGAGGCGGUAAGCUCUAGCUAUUUUAGAAGCGGAAAACAUGUCACGUCACGAACAAACAUAAAAGAAAGAUGCGCCGAUGAAACAAACCUGUUUGAACGGCCGUUUGCUAAAUGAAUAGGCUGAGCUUCUUUGUCUGUACCCAAAGAACGAUCUGCCCACGCAAAGCGGCCGCCGUCUCUGCAUCUCGUUGCAUC